Molecule: messenger RNA, 1161 nt
Organism: Acanthamoeba castellanii str. Neff
Lineage: Eukaryota; Discosea; Longamoebia; Acanthamoebidae
Product: WD repeat protein WDR4, putative
Exons: 8
Coding region: 1-1161 (386 amino acids)
Biological process (GO): RNA (guanine-N7)-methylation
Cellular component (GO): cytosol; nucleus; tRNA methyltransferase complex
Molecular function (GO): protein binding; tRNA (guanine(46)-N7)-methyltransferase activity
Source: RefSeq, a predicted model, not a curated record
AUGGAGAUUGAAGGACACAAGACCGAGGUGGGCAGCACUUGGAACAGCAACGGAACCGCCCUGGCCACAGUGGGAGACGACAAGGUCGUCAAGUUGUGGCUCAUUCACGAUGGCCGCACUUAUCACUACCAGGGAGAGACCCAGAAGAACCCGAAGAAGCUCACCAGCGUCGUCUUUGCUUCCGACCCCGAGGGUGAGGUCAUCGUCUACUCCGACAAGUUCGGUGAGGUGUUCUCAUCGCCGGUGGCUCGACCCAACGAGCAGCCCAAGGUCUUGCUGGGCCAUGUAUCGAUCAUCACCGAAGUGCUGCUGUCUCCGGGCGGAGACCUGCUCCUCUCUGCGGACAGAGACGAGAAGAUCCGGGUGAGCCAGUACCCCAAGGCCUACAACAUCGAGGCCUACUGCCUCGGCCACACACAAUUCGUGAGCAGGAUCUACAUCCCCACAUCGCAGCCGUCGGUGCUCUUCUCGGGCAGUGCUGACGGUACUGUGCGCGUGUGGCGGUACCUGGUCGGCGAACUCCUGCACACGGAGGACCUGACGCGAGGCGAUGCCACCAGGCGGAUCGUCACCCUCCCCGUAGCCUUCAGCGACGAGAAGCAGACGCUUGUCGUCCUCGUCGAGGGGGUGAACUCGGUCUACCUGUUCAAGUUGGUCGACGGCAAGGAGCUGAAGGAGGCGCAGGUGCUUCCGCUCCACUCGGCCCCCUGGGACGCGGCCUUCGACAAGGAGGACAACCUCUGGGUGUCAACCUCCUCCGGCGUCGAAGUCCUUACCAGCAGCGCCGACGAUACCUACUCCCCGCUGGCUGAAGGACACGCUCUGGGCGCUAAGCUGCAGCAGCUGAACGAGAAGCGCGAGAAGCAGGCGAAAGCGGUGCUGGAAAAGAAUGUGGAGAAGGCGCUGGCCUACGGUGCGAUGAGGAAGCGGACGGCGGAGGACAAGGCGCAGGCCAAGAAGAGGAAGAUCGAGGAGGCCAACGCCAAUCCCGAUCUCGUCAGCGCCAAGGAGAAGCGAAAGGAGCGGAGGAACAAGGCAAAGCAGGCCGAGAGGAAGAAGAAGGAGACACCGGCAGUGGACGACACCGUGGCGCCCAUGGACGAGGUCAAGAACGUAACAGGCGAGGAAGAAGAAGAAGAAGAGAAGACCUCGUCUGCGUGA